Molecule: messenger RNA, 613 nt
Organism: Erythranthe guttata (spotted monkey flower)
Lineage: Eukaryota; Viridiplantae; Streptophyta; Magnoliopsida; Lamiales; Phrymaceae
Source: RefSeq, a predicted model, not a curated record
AUGGAAAAUUAUCAGUCUAUUGUACACUCUCCCACUAAUCUACUACUCUGUAAAGAAAUUGCAACAAGUUUAGACGAUGAAGACGAAGCUGCUUCGAUUUUCGAAGAUUUUUAUGAAGAUGAUUACAUUAAAUUGCUUCUUGAUAGAGAAUCCACCACAAAUGGUGGUUUACUCCAAAUGCAGCAGCAAAAUUCUUGGAUUCUUAGGGCUCGUUUGGAUGCAAUCCACUACAUUCUCACUAAAAGGGAAGUUCUUGGAUUCAGAUAUCAAACUGCUUACACAUCAGUCACAUUUCUUGAUAGGUUUCUUUCAAGAAGAUCUAUUGAUGUAGAGAAAUCAUGGGCAAUAAGGCUAUUAUCAAUAGCUUGUCUUUCAUUGGCUGCAAAAAUGGAGGAAACCACAUUGCCGGCGUUAUCGGAUUUAUGCGCCGACGAUUACAAAUUCGAAAGCAGUGUUAUACAGAGGAUGGAGCUUUUGGUAUUGAACACACUUGAGUGGGAAAUGGGAUCAAUCACCCCCUUUUCUUUCGUUCAAUUCUUCGCCGAAAAGUUUCGGAAUCGAACGAAAAUCGGAUUAUCGAGAACUGCACACAUCACUCUAGCCACAAUUAGAG